This is a messenger RNA of Aphanomyces astaci, 800 nucleotides long. RefSeq lists its product as hypothetical. The transcript is spliced from 2 exons. The record is from RefSeq and is a predicted model, not a curated record. Gene Ontology annotation, molecular function: metal ion binding. Bases 233 to 679 code for a protein of 148 amino acids. NCBI's taxonomy places the organism in Eukaryota, Oomycota, Saprolegniomycetes, Saprolegniales, Verrucalvaceae.
UGAAAACCAAACUUGAGUUUAGUAUGCUCGACCAAUCGAUACCGCUCAAAACAGUUUCAUCCUCUAUCUGGCAUCAUGGGGCCAGAAACGACAUGGACACUCUUUCGCAGCGGCUUCCUGGCACAGUUCCAUUGGCUGAAGCGCUUGAGGACAGCAAAGCUGCGGCCUAAGCCGCUGCACUGGCUCGACGUCGUCCGUUGACCAGGCCACAUUUCCGUAUUUGCUUGCUGGCAUGUUUCGCCACGUCCUCGACUGCAUCCGACCCCAUGAGAUCACGCCACGGGAGCAUUGGAUUCCGGAUGAUGCGCGCACCACCUGCGCCAUGUGCAACGAACGCUUCUCGCUUUUCCGACACAAACACCAUUGCCGCACGUGUGGAGAUGUGGUAUGCAUGGACUGCGUCACAAAGAAGGUCGCCGUGAGUCCCACCGCCGACCCCGCCAACGUGAUCGUUUGCGUCUUGUGUCUUGCUCGACGGGAACGUCAGUUCCUCUUUCAACACUUGUCGGUUAGCGUGACGUCGCCGCAAGUCGCUGUGGACUUCAAUCAUCCCUUCCAAAACUCGUGCUUCAGCGAUGCCGAAGCCUCCCACGAUGGAACGACCAGUCGUAGGACACAACCAUCCAAGCGGCCCUCUUUCUUCCGCACCCUCGUGAGCCGCACCUUCUCCCGAUGGUAGUCGCCGCACAGGACUGGCUAUCGUCGUCGCCCAUCGGCAGCGAGUGGCAGUUCUAUCGAUUCCGUGCCUGUGAACCAGUCUACGUAUAAUCUAUUUAAUGCCAGUUUACAGUUCCACCCAA